CCCCGAAACAUUGAGAAUCCAGCCCAAUACAAUGGUGACUGUAUAGGCUUCUAAAACCCAGGUCCGACAAAUUGGUCUUUCUGUAGUAUCUCUGUUGGGCCUGAUAAUUGAUUCUGGGGGAUUGAAUUAGGAGCGGCCCAAGAACAGAGAACGGGAACGUUGAGAAGCACGCGCCGCAUGGCUCUCUCCCAAGUUCCCGCCAAAGCUCGCGGGCUGACGCGCUUCGCCAUUUUCAUUCCCGCCUUUCCCCUCUGCGCUCUCUCUUAACUACCUCCACCUCCCGCCUCUUACACCUCUGGCGUCGUUCAACUCUCCCUCUCUCUUUCCAGGUAUCUGAUUCGCUCUCCAUUCGUUUCCACUCUGUUACUAGUAUAGAAUAAUAAUCAGAUGGCGCCAUCGAGAAAGGCUAGCAACGGGCGGUCACCGCUGGUCAAUCAACAGCGUCAAAUCACUGCAUUCUUCGGCAAGAAGCCAGAAUCAUCUUCUCCUUCCCCCUCGCCGUCUCCGGUUGUUUCCAAACAAAACCCUAGGAAGCCGGAAUCAUUGUCUUCUCCUUCCCCCUCUCCGUCACCGGUUGUUUCUAAACAAAACCCUAAGAAACUGGAAUCAUCGUCUUCUCCUUCGCCGUCGCCGGUUAUUUUCAAACAAAACCCUAACCUUGGUGCGAGCCCGAGCCCGAGCCCGAUCACUCCUUCACCUCUCCAGUCAAAGCGCAAGAAACCUGUCCUAGUCAUCGGCGCGAAUUUGGCUUCUUCUUCUCCUGGAAAUCCUACCUCUGAUAAGAAGUCGUACGGGGCGGAGGUUGUUGAGAGGAGGAUCAGAGUGUAUUGGCCGUUAGAUAAGUCUUGGUACGAAGGUUGCGUGAAGUCGUUUGAUAAAAUAUCAGGAAAGCAUUUGGUGCAGUAUGAUGAUGCUGAGGAGGAAAUGCUAAAUCUUUUGGAGGAAAAGAUCCAGUGGAUUGAGGAGCCGGCAAAGAAGAAGCUUCGGAGGCUAAGAAGGAUUUCAGUGGUGGAAGAUGAAGAGGAGGAUGAUCUCAAUGAGUUACAAGAUGAUUCGGAUGAUGAGGAUUGGGGGGAGAAGGAGGAAAAGGAAGUAACGGAAGAUGAGGAUUGUUUGGAGGAUAUGGAUUCGGAAAAUGAAGAGGAAAGUGGAAGAGGUGGUGUUGGGAAGAAGACGAACUCCAGUAAACGAAAGGCGAGUGGAAGAGGGAAAACGGAAUCAAUUGCUCGUAAGAAGAGCAAAAUCGGGGUAGAGUUGGAGAAUAGCGUUUCUACUGUUUCUUUUGCUGGAAAUUCAGAAAAGCGGAAUGAGCCUACUGCAAGAAUUAGUGCUGAUGGUGGGAAGGUCUCUCUUCGAGAUAGCCCAACUGUGGGAGAUGCAGCAGAAAGAUUUGUCACACGUGAAGCAGAGAAGUUGCCUUUCCUUGAGGUAGAUCGUAGGGAUGCCAAUAGAAGGCGCCCUGGGGAUGCAAAUUAUGACCCAAGGACCCUGUACUUGCCUCCGGAAUUUGUUAAAAGUUUAACAGGUGGCCAGAGGCAAUGGUGGGAAUUCAAGUCAAAGCAUAUGGACAAGGUUCUCUUUUUCAAGAUGGGCAAGUUUUAUGAACUUUUUGAAAUGGAUGCACAUGUUGGAGCAAAAGAACUUGGUUUGCAGUAUAUGAAGGGAGAGCAACCGCACUGUGGGUUUCCAGAAAAGAACUUCUCAAUGAAUGUAGAGAAGCUGGCGAGAAAGGGUUAUCGUGUUCUUGUUGUGGAGCAAACAGAGACACCCGAACAGCUUGAGCUUCGUAGGAGAGAGAAAGGAUCUAAAGAUAAGGUUGUGAAACGUGAGAUAUGUGCCGUGGUGUCAAAAGGAACUUUAACAGAGGGAGAAAGCCUUUCAACCAACCCUGAUGCUUCUUAUCUGAUGGCAGUGACUGAAAGCUGUCAAGUUUCAGCAAACCAACAAGGGGUUCACAUACUUGGUGUCUGUGUGGUUGAUGUUGCAACCAGUAAAAUUAUCCUUGGACAGUUCAGGGAUGAUGCAGACUGCAGUUCCUUAUGCUGUUUAUUAGCUGAGUUACGGCCAGUGGAGAUUAUAAAACCGACUAAGCUGCUCUGUCCCGAGACUGAAAAGGCACUGUUUAGACAUACAAGAAAUCCUCUGGUUAAUGAGCUGAUUCCUUUCUCUGAAUUCUGGAAUGCUGAGAAAACUAUUUGUGAAGUCACGAGCAUCUAUCAGCGAAUUGGUGAUCAUGCAUGUUUUUCUGCUGCGGUUGAAACUGCUUUGCAACCCUGUGAUUCUUCAUUGGAAGAUGGUAACAGAAACUGCUUACCAGAUGUAUUAUCCAACCUUAUAAAUGUGGGUGAGGAUGGAAGCCAAGCACUCUCGGCACUUGGUGGCACUCUUUUCUAUCUGAGGCAGGCUUUUCUGGAUGAAACUCUUCUCAGAUUUGCAAAGUUUGAGUUGCUUCCUUGUUCUGGUUUUGGUGAAAUCACUCAAAAACCAUAUAUGGUUCUUGAUGCAGCUGCACUAGAAAAUCUUGAGAUAUUUGAAAACAGCAGAAAUGGGGAUUCUUCAGGGACAUUAUAUGCUCAAGUGAACCAUUGUGGCACAGCAUUUGGUAAAAGGUUACUUAGAACUUGGCUUGCAAGACCCUUAUAUCAUCUUGAGUCCAUUAAGGAACGCCAGGAUGCUAUAGCAGAAUUAAAGGGAGUUAAUAAACCAUAUGUGCUUGGCUUUAGAAAAGAGUUAUCCAAGCUCCCCGACAUGGAACGUUUGCUUGCACGCAUCUUUGCUGGCAGUGAAGCUAAUGGCAGGAAAGCAAAUAAAGUUGUUCUGUAUGAGGAUGCAGCAAAGAAGAAGCUGCAAGAGUUCAUUUCAGCUCUACGUGGGUGUGAAAUAAUGAUCCAUGCAUGCUCUUCUUUUGGUGCCAUUUUAGAGAAUGUGGAGUCUAGACUGUUGCAUCACCUAUUAUUGCCUGGUGCAGGGGUUCCUGAUGUUCAAUCAAUUUUGAGGCAUUUCAAGGAGGCCUUUGACUGGGAGGAAGCAAAUCAUUCGGGACGUGUAAUACCUAGAGAGGGGGCAGAUCUAGAGUAUGAUGCUGCAUGCCAAGUAGUUAAAGACAUUGAAUCCAAUCUCAGAAAGCAUUUAAAGGAACAACGCAAAUUACUUGGAGAUGCAUCUAUUUGUUACGUGACGAUUGGAAAGGAUGCGUACCUUUUGGAAGUGCCUGAGAGUUUGUCACCAAGUAUUCCGAAGGAAUACGAGUUGAGGUCAUCCAAGAAGGGUUUCUACAGGUACUGGACUCCUGUGAUUAAAAAAUUAAUCGGGGAGCUUUCUCAAGCUGAAUCUGAGAAGGAAUCAAAAUUGAAGAGCAUUCUUCAGAGGUUAAUUGGACGAUUUUGCGAGAACCACAAUAAAUGGAGACAACUGGUCUCUGCUGUUGCAGAACUGGAUGUUUUAAUCAGCUUAUCAAUUGCAAGUGAAUAUUAUGAAGGAAAAACAUGUCGUCCAGUUCUAUCUGCAUCACAUUCUGAUGAAGUGCCAUUCCUCAGUGCUAAGAGUCUAGGUCAUCCUGUUCUAAGGAGUGAUACACUGGCCGAGGGUACCUUUGUCACCAAUGAUUUCAAACUGGGUGGUUCUGGUAACGCGAGCGUUAUAGUCCUUACUGGUCCAAACAUGGGAGGAAAGUCUACUCUUCUACGUCAAGUUUGCCUGGCUGUGAUUUUGGCCCAGAUAGGAGCAGAUGUGCCAGCAGAAAGUUUUGCAUUGUCUCCUAUCGACCGAAUAUUUGUUCGAAUGGGUGCUAAAGAUCACAUUAUGGCUGGCCAUAGCACAUUCCUGACAGAGCUUUUGGAAACUGCCUCUAUGCUGAGUUCAGCAACCCGCAAUUCACUUGUGGCAUUGGAUGAGCUGGGGCGAGGGACAUCAACAUCAGAUGGGCAAGCUAUUGCGGCAUCGGUUCUUGAACAUUUUGUUCACACAGUAAAGUGUCGGGGAAUGUUUUCUACACAUUAUCAUAGAUUAGCUAUUGACUACCAAAAGGAUCCCAAGGUUGCCCUUUGUCAUAUGGCGUGCCGAGUUGGAACAGGAGUUGCGGGCCUGGAGGAAGUAACAUUCCUUUACAAAUUGACACCUGGUGCAUGCCCUAAAAGUUAUGGUGUAAAUGUUGCUCGAUUGGCUGGACUUCCUGAUUCAGUACUACAAAGGGCUACAGCUAAGUCUCAGGAGUUUGAAGGAAGUUAUGGCAAGAGGGUAGGAGUCAACUUAUCCAGUCAAAGGUGGGAAGACACGGCAUCUCUGGUCAUCAAGAACUUGAUGGAGAUUGCAGCUUCUAACAAUUGCCACACUCCCACCGAUAGCAUGGUUGUUGGCUCCUUGGCCAACCUGCAAUAUAGAUCUAGGUCACUUCUACAACGACAUUAGGAUCCAUAUAUGGUAGAGUUUGGCCUCCUACUGUGAUUGCACUCCCCUUCUGUAUUGGAGAAAAUAUUUUUCCAGCGCCUGGGUGCAUGCACAGUACAAUUUUCCAAUUUAAUAUGCUAGCCGAACCAAUAUAUUUAUU
Molecule: messenger RNA, 4546 nt
Organism: Sesamum indicum (sesame)
Lineage: Eukaryota; Viridiplantae; Streptophyta; Magnoliopsida; Lamiales; Pedaliaceae
Source: RefSeq, a predicted model, not a curated record